Molecule: messenger RNA, 3470 nt
Organism: Papilio xuthus (Asian swallowtail)
Lineage: Eukaryota; Metazoa; Arthropoda; Insecta; Lepidoptera; Papilionidae
Product: zinc finger protein 628
Exons: 11
Coding region: 130-2775 (881 amino acids)
Biological process (GO): regulation of transcription by RNA polymerase II
Cellular component (GO): nucleus
Molecular function (GO): RNA polymerase II cis-regulatory region sequence-specific DNA binding; DNA-binding transcription activator activity, RNA polymerase II-specific
Source: RefSeq, a predicted model, not a curated record
CGGAAAUUUUAUAACUUGUCUCUGUGCGGGGCGGUUGUUAUUCGCUUGAAUAAGGUCCAGCGCGGCUCCAGCCUAAGGCGCGGGACGUCGCAUGUGUUCCUCGUGACCGUGCGCCCCAAACUGGAAUUAAUGUUGAAAUACUUCAAUGAGAACAUAUCCCUAGCGCUCCAGGAGAGGUACAGGGACCUCCAUGAUUACCGGAAGACGGAACCGGUAGAGGAGGGCUCACCGAGGGAGGCGAAAGUACCGAAAAUAGCGGAGGAGGGCGAAGCGGUCGGCGGCGAGGGCGCUUACGAGGCGGGCGCCGCGCCGCCGUACCCUAGACUCCUGGAGGCGCCCAAGGAAGAGGAUAACUUUGUGACGAGCUGGCUGCAGAAUUCUUUCAAGAUGACUGCAGCGGAGGGCGGCGAGGCUGCAGCGGCGGGCAGCGCCUUGGACCUUCGCGCGGCGCCGCUCUCGCUACACAUCCCUGCGCUGCAGCCCGACCAGCGCCAGUUCAAGCUGCAGGACUUUUGGGCGCGCAGCCGGCCGGCCAGCCCUCACGAACCGCCAGCGACUCAUGAACCACUCGAGCUGGCACAGCCGGGGCCAGCGCCGCCUACGCCGCAGCCACCCGCCACACCAGACCACAAAAUCAUGCCUGACAAGCUGGUUACCGACAUACAGCAACAAUCACCAUCCGCUGACUCAACAAUGAGCGAGAGAUCCCUCGUGCCAUUUGCACUGGUAAAUUUACUGUCAUCACUCAAUAAUAUCGAUCCACAACAGCAGUCACCGACGGGGGAGGCGCCGAUGCCCGACCGCAGUAUGCUACCCUUCGCAUUGGUAAAUUUCCUGAAUAGCCUCAAUCUUGAUCAACAAGCGCGACCGGGGCAGAGCAUAAGCGAGCGCACGCUGGAGGAGUGCUGGUCGACGCUGCAGCGAAUCUUCAUGCACAAGAACGCAAUGCAGAUGCACGCACGAGAACUGCAGCGUGGGCUGGGGGGCGAGGUGAAGCCCCACCAGUGCCAGCAAUGCCUAAAAUCCUUCAGCUCCAACCAUCAGCUCGUCCAGCACAUCAGAGUCCAUACCGGAGAGAAACCAUAUAAAUGUUCAUAUUGUGACAGACGCUUCAAACAGCUCAGCCACGUGCAACAACAUACUAGACUGCAUACAGGAGAACGGCCAUACAAAUGCCAUCUACCGGACUGUGGGCGCGCGUUCAUACAACUGUCGAACCUACAACAGCAUUUAAGAAAUCAUGACGCCCAAGUAGAGCGUGCGAAAAAUCGACCUUUUCAUUGUAAUAUUUGCGGCAAGGGCUUUGCUACCGAAAGCAGUCUACGUACGCAUACAGCCAAGGAGCUGAGCGAAAUACGAAAAUCGAAGACAAUGCUAGCCGGAACCACGGCGGCUAUAUCUAAUGAGCUUCAGCUGCACCUUGGUGUUUUGCAGCAACACGCGGCGCUGAUGAUAGGGGGCGCCACUGCUACCCCUUGUCCGAUUUGUCAUAAAGUCGUAUUCGGGGGUGAAGCCCUCGUCGAACACAUGAAGAACACCCACAAGGACCCCAACGCGUCCGGCGUUGCGAGUCCACCCGCCACUUCACCGUACCCAGCGCAAGCUAAACCAAUUGAUCCUUAUAUAGCGAAGCGGCGGACUGCCAACCAUCCGUGCCCUGUCUGCGGGAAGCAUUACGUGAACGAAGGUUCCCUGAGAAAGCACCUCGCCUGUCACCCCGAGACCCAACUCACCAGCAGCCUACGCAUGUGGCCGUGUUCUGUUUGCCAGGCCGUUUUUACACACGAAAAUGGUCUACUUUCCCAUAUGGAACACAUGAGAAUGGAACCUAAACAUCAAUUCGCCGCCCAAUACGUACUAUCGCGAGCGGCGGCAGAGCGCAGGGAGCGGGAUAUACUGGCCGCCGUGUCCGCCUCGGCCGGCGGUUCCGGCCUGCUUAACCUCGCCCCGCCCUCCCCCACGCACUCCGACUCCUCAUCCAACGGGCGACUGUCUUCGUCCGCCGGUUCCGAAGCCGGUGCCACGGUAAACAAACUUUCAGAUUUGCUCAGAUCCAACAAUGGGCAAGCUUAUGGUGAUGAAAGAGUAGCAGCCAUAGCGGCUGCCGCUGCUAACAUGAUGGCGCAACCUGGAGAAGGAGCGAACGCAGUGCAAGUAGCCGCGGCUAACUUAGUAUCAGCGAUGAGACAACAAUUAGCGAGAGAACCACCACCAGAGACACCGGCACCUAACGAGGCAACUCUCCGCAUGCAACAAGCUGAAGCGCUGCUCAGAAGUCAAGCGGAAGCUCUUAGAUUAGCGGUGUCCCAAGCCGCUGCCGCGCACAACACUGAGCCUCCCAGUCCACUCAGACACAACGGAGGUUUCCCGACACCAACCAACGACGCCAGUGGGCAGCUAUCGCCCGAGCUAGUGGAAGCGUUUCGAAUCGCCCAAGAACAAAGAUUGGAACAAGCGCUGCGUUUGCACGAUCCGAGAAUGCUUGGCUUUAAUAUACCAUCCCCACAGCAAGUUGCUCAGCAGGCUGCACAACAAGCGGCUCAACAAGCUGCUCAGCAAGCUGUAGCUGCACAACAUGCUGCUCAAGCGCAAGCACAAGCACAAGCUCAAGCUCAAGCGCAAGCACAAGCUCAAGCGCAGGCACAAGCACAAGCACAGGCGCAAGCCCAAGCCGCUCAACACAUGCAGCAAUCGUCGCUGCAUAUGGCACAAGCCCAGGCGGCGCAACAGGCCGCACAGCAGGCGGUCCACCUACAGCAAAACCCUCAGCCAUGAAAAUUCAGCUAUUACUAAUCCGAUGCAAUUUCGUUUCUGCAUUAAACAAAAAUAAAACCAGUUUAGUAUACAAACCAAAAAUAAAUAAGAUAUAUUUUCGGAUAACAAAAUAUAAUUUUUUUCGAAGCGAAGCGAAAUCGCCUCAGAUUGGUAAUCGCUUGACGUUUUUUUUACAACAGUUCACAGAAAAUUCAAAAGAAAUAGCAUUUCGUUUUAUGAGUCGUUCGGAAAUUAUACAAUGUUUGUCUAUUAGCAUUUUAGAUAGGAAUAACUGUUGUAAAUAGGGAAACGUAUAGUCAGGGACAUUAUUGUGUACAUGUAUAUAUAAAAAAAAAACUUAAAAUUAUAGUCGAAUGAACAAAAUCGGAACAAGAAACUCGCCCGAACAAGUAAUUAGAAUUAGAGAGAGACCUGAGACAAAUAAAUUCUGUGCAAUCUUCGAUGGUUUAUUCGUUUUGGUUAUUAUUGAGUGUUUAUUAUUGAGAUAUAUUUAUUUUUAAAUAGCUUUAUGGUAGAGCGAUGUAUUUCUUAGCUUAGUAAAAACUUUUGGAUGUGCCAAACUCUUUAUUUAGCACAUUUCUCUCGUAUUUCGAGAAUUCUUUGCAAUAUCUACAUAAUGUCCAUAUAUAUUUUUAUUAUUUUCUUUAUUAUUACCUUUUCAUGCAAUAACACGUCUUAUGCUAGUCAAAUUUAGA